ACAUGGCUUCCCCAAGUACGCUCAUGUCUUCGCCAUGGAUGUGUCCUUCCAUGGUCACCACCCGAUCCAUACUUGAAAACGGACUCAACGAGAACACUUCCGGGUAUGUGAACCGUACUCGCGUACUUGGUACUUGGACUGAGGCUGAUGACGUUUCACAGGAUCCAGACCCUGAAUUGGCUCAUAGCUGUUGCUAUGACAUCGCCUCUGCAGACGCUUUACAGCGAUGCAUCGUGGGAUUUUCACAACAACUCAAGAUAUCGACGUAAAGUUGAAAUACUGAACUAAAUGCCACCAAAAUGAAGAACGUUUUCAUUCUCUCUGACAAAGCCUGGGCAAGUUCGAGUCUACUGUAUAAGUGGCAGAGAACCCUUGGUAAUUACAUUGCUGUAGCAGGCCAAGACAAUUCAGUGAAAAUAUUUGAUCGACAUGGACUCAAGUGGACUGAACUCAACCUUCCUGGACGCUGUGUGGGUAUGGACUGGGAUAAGGAUGGAGACAUUUUAGCUGUGAUAGCUGCAAAAUCCAGUUUCAUCUACCUCUGGGAUGCUAGUGUGAACAGAACAUCCCAGAUCGACAGCGGCAUGAGAGAUCAGAUGUCAUUCAUCUUGUGGUCAAAGACCGGCCCGUUGUUGGCUGUCGGCACAGUGAAAGGAAACCUGCUGAUCUACAACCAGCAAACUUCACGCAAGAUCCCUGUACUCGGCAAACACACCAAAAAGAUCACCUGUGGCUGCUGGAGUUCUCAAAAUCUCUUGGCUCUAGGAAGUGAUGAUAGCACACUGAGCAUCAGCAAUCAUGAGGGAGACACAGUCAGGCAGACAACACUUCGUGGUGAACCUGCUGAAAUUUACUUUUCAACAAUGAAGACAGAUGAGCGGUCUUCUCAAGGAGAGAGCACUGUGAGUGUGUCUGUGGACAAGAAGAUUUUGAUGCUUUUCAAUAUCAAUGACCCUGAUAAUCGAAUAGAACUGACCUUCCAGCGACACUAUGGAAACAUCGUGUCAUAUCGCUGGUAUGGUGAUGGAUAUAUUCUCAUUGGAUUUUCCCAUGGAUACUUUGUGGUUAUCUCCACUCACAUUAGGGAGAUUGGGGAGGAGCUGUACCAGGCUCGUAACCAUAAAGAUAGUCUUAACAGUGUGGCUAUCUCAACAACGUUAAAUAAGGCUGCAUCCUGUGGGGACAACAGCAUAAAAAUUCACGAGCUGUCUGAGCUCAAAGAUAUCAGCAACGUUGUUCGGUUGGACGAUGAGACUAAAGGUCUGGACCAGCUGAGCUGGACAGACGACGGCCAGCUGUUGGCUGUCUCCACACAGAAAGGGACACUUCAUGUCUUCCUGACCAAGCUUCCCAUCCUGGGUGACAGCUUUGGUACCCGCGUGGCGUACCUCACCUCUCUGCUGGAGGUCACUGUCUCCAACCAGGUGGAAGGGGAGACUCCUGUGGCCAUAGAAGUGGACGUGGAACCUAAUUUCAUUGCAGUUGGCCCGUAUCAUGUCGCUGUGGGGAUGAACAACAGAGCCUGGUUCUAUGCUUUGGUAGAUCAUGAACCUGGUUUUAACAAGCUAAAGGACUUUGAGUAUUUGGGGACAAUAGCCCGCAUGUGCCUUAACUCGGACUACGCAGCAGCGCUCUUUGAGGGAAAAGUGCAGCUGCAUAUGAUCGAAGGCAAAAACCAAGAGGAAAAGAAUCAGAUGAAGUUGUUUCCAGAUGAUGAGAGAAAAGGUCGGAUCCUCUGCCACGCCCUCACUGCUGACUUCCUGUACUACGGCACUGAUUCAGGUAAUGUGGAAUGCGUCUUGCUGGAGAACUGGAAGACAGUUGACAGCUACAGUCACUCUGUUGGUGUGAGGAGAGUUUUCCCUGACCUAAAUGGCACUUGGCUGGUCUUCAUCGAUGAUAAAAACAGCGGCUUCCUUCUCUCCCCUGUAAAUGCAAAGGGCUCCUGCUUUGAGCUGCCCAACUUCUCUCCCACCAUCACAGGAGUGCUGUGGGACAACUGGCAUGCUGACAGAGGAGUGUUUGUAGCUUAUGACAGUGACAAGGUCUACACCUAUGCCCUGCAUAAAACCACCAUUUAUGGCCCUCGAGUGGUGUUGGUGGGCAGCACCACACUUCUGUUUUCCCAGAAGCCUUUGCUCUUGUACAACGGUGAACUGACUUGUCAGACAGCAAGUGGCAAGACUAGCGAAGUGGCUCUGAGCACACACGCCUUCCUGAAGCAUUCAACCAGCACAUCGACAGAUUCACCGGCAGGGAUCAGCACACAGCUGAGCCAGGCUCUCAUGCUCAAGAGGUUUCAUGAAGCCUGGGACUUGUGUAAAUCUGCAGGCAGCGAUGCAGACUGGGCAGAGUUAGGUAAAGCCUGCCUCAUCCAUAUGGAUGUUGAUCUGGCCAUCCAGGUCAACCGCAUUAGUGGCAACGUGGGUAUGGUGCUGUCACUGCAGGGUAUCCAGGGCGCAGAAGAAAGGAAUUUACUGGCAGGACAUUUGGCCAUGUUUCUUUGUGACUACAACCUUGCAGAGACUCUGUAUCUGUCCUCAAGCUGCCCAGUUGCUGCCCUGGAGAUGAGGAGAGACCUGUUGCACUGGGACAAUGCUCUCAUGUUAGCAGAGCGGCUCGCGGAAGACCAGAUUCCUUUUAUAUCCAAAGAAUAUGCUAUCCACUUGGAAUUCAUUGGAGACUACGUGAAUGCAUUGACACACUAUGAAAAAGGCAUGACCCAUAAUAAUAAAUUCCAGGAGCAUGAUGAGUCAUGUCAAGCAGGUGUAGCCAGGAUGUCCAUUAGGAUGGGUGACAUCAGGAGAGGAGUUGCACAGGCUAUUCAACACCCAAGCAAAAUCCUCAAGAAGGAAUGUGGCGCCAUACUGGAGAGCAUGAAGCAAUUUUCUGAAGCUGCUCAGCUCUAUGAGAAAGGCCAGUACUAUGACAAGGCUGCUUCUGUCUAUAUACGUUGCAAGAACUGGACAAAGGUAGGAGAGCUGCUCCCACAUGUUUCCUCUCAAAAAAUCCACCUGCAGUAUGCCAAGGCCAAAGAGGCAGAUGGCAAGUAUAAGGAUGCAGCACAGGCCUAUGAGAGCGCAAAAGACUGGGACAACAUGAUUCGAGUGCUGCUGGAUCACCUGAACAACCCAGAAGAGGCUGUUCGCAUCGUCAGGGAGACGCAGAGCAUCGACGGAGCAAAAAUGGUUGCCAGGUUCUUCCUGCAGUUAAACGACUACGCCACAGCCAUCAGCUUCCUGGUUCUGUCUCAGUGCAACGACGAAGCUUUCCAGCUGGCACAGCAGCACGGACAAAUGGAGGUUUACGCAGAUAUCAUCGGCUCCGAGGCGACACAGGAGGAUUAUCAGAGCAUUGCUCUCUACUUUGAAGGAGAGAAGAAACACCUGCAGGCCGGCAAGUUCUUCCAGAAGUGUGGGCAGUACAGCAGGGCCCUGAAACAUUUCCUCAAGUGUCCCAACACUGAUGACAACCUGGCAGUGGAGAUGGCUAUUGAGACGGUGGGACAGGCCAAAGACGGCUCUUUGACCAAUCAGCUGAUAGAUUACCUGAUGGGGGAGAGUGACGGUAUGCCCAAGGACGCCAAGUACCUGUUCCGUCUCUAUAUGGCGCUGCAGCAGUACAGGGAGGCGGCUCGUACCGCCAUCAUCAUCGCCAGAGAAGAGCAGUGUGCAGGAAACUACCGAAAUGCCCAUGAUGUGCUGUUCAGCAUGUACACAGAGCUGCAGGCCCAGAAGAUAAAGAUCCCGGCUGAAAUGGCCACCAAUCUGAUGAUCCUCCACUCCUACCUAUUGGUGAAGAUCCAUGUAAAGAGAGGAGAUCACCUGAAAGGGGCGCGCAUGCUCAUUCGUGUCAGCAACAAUAUCAGCAAGUUUCCAGCACAUGUUGUUCCCAUUCUGACAUCAGCAGUCAUUGAAUGUCACCGUGCCGGAUUAAAGAACUCAGCCUUUAGCUUUGCUGCAAUGCUGAUGAGACCAGAGUACCGAAACAAGAUCGACCCAAAGUACAGGAAGAAGAUUGAGGCUAUGGUUCGACGUCCAGAUACAUCAGAGCUGGAGGAGGAAACGACUCCAUGUCCCUUCUGUGGAUUUCAGCUACCACAAAAUGAGCUGCUGUGUAGUUCCUGCAAGAACAACCUGCCCUACUGCGUUGCCACGGGUCGUCACAUGCUGAAAGAAGACUGGUCUGUGUGUCCUCACUGUGAAUUUCCUGCUCUCUACUCACAAUUAAUCCUGUUGUUGGAGACGGAGGCAGUGUGUCCAAUGUGUUCUGAGAGUCUGAGUGUCAGUCAGGUGAAGAAGAUCUCUGAUUGCUCUCAAUACCUACAGACUGAUCAACAGGAUCAAUGAAGACAAAACAAUGUUUUAUCUGUACAUUUUCAGGUGUCUUUGUAAAGUGAUGAAAUAUAUCUUCUGACUUUCCCCUCUCAUAGGAUAAUGUGUUAAUAAAUCUAUAAAUUAUAAAAAAAAGGUUAAAAUCCUCUAAUAUGCUCUGCACUGAAACGCAUUCACACACAUGCAUAUGCAUUUGAUAUGCAUAUUUCAUAUAAGUGUGGACUGCGGAGUGUCAAACUGCAGUUAUGAGCUAAAGGAAGCGCAAGUUAGCUUAGUUUUUUUAUUCUGCCACAAUAAAUGUGUUGCAUGAUUAA
Molecule: messenger RNA, 4648 nt
Organism: Solea senegalensis (Senegalese sole)
Lineage: Eukaryota; Metazoa; Chordata; Actinopteri; Pleuronectiformes; Soleidae
Product: WD repeat-containing protein 19-like
Exons: 36
Coding region: 300-4349 (1349 amino acids)
Biological process (GO): cilium assembly; intraciliary retrograde transport
Cellular component (GO): cilium; intraciliary transport particle A
Molecular function (GO): protein binding
Source: RefSeq, a predicted model, not a curated record